Molecule: messenger RNA, 2161 nt
Organism: Oreochromis niloticus (Nile tilapia)
Lineage: Eukaryota; Metazoa; Chordata; Actinopteri; Cichliformes; Cichlidae
Exons: 6
Coding region: 427-1200 (257 amino acids)
Source: RefSeq, a predicted model, not a curated record
CACACAUAAAGAGUAUGGAGAAGAUAACUUGACAUUUGUUAAGGAUGAGCUCAUUGAGUAUAAGUACACAGCAAAAAUUGGAGUGUUAAAAUGUGCUGGAGUAAAUGUCUCAGAGUUGAUUUUAACCCUAAAAGUGGGAUUUAAACACUUUCUGACUUAAAUUGUACUCAAUCUUGGAGUUAUUUGACAAAAUGUAUUCCAUCAGUGUUGAUUUAACUCUUAAAAGAGAAAAUUCUAAAUACUGUAACUCUGUACAGAGGCUGGUUAAAAAUCUGAACUCUGUCAUGAGUUAAUUUAAUAGCUUUAACUCUGUAUCGAGUUAAUUUUGAACUGAAGUUAAGCCCCGCCCUCCCACACACCCCCAGUGCCGCAUUUUUCUUCAUCGGUUGGAGCCUCAUGGAAGAACAGUACUGAUUUUGCACAUGCAUGCAGUUCUACAGGUUAAUUGAAACUGUCUUAAGAAGCAAGUCUGGUGGUGAUGAAGUAAAACAGGAAUACCAAGCAACAAACACCAUGAAGGAUGCCACAAGGCGACAAAUGGUUAACAUACUUAUGGCUCACAUGAUUGAUAGUCAUGGGAUGAACUUCUUUGAUGCAGCAAGUGGUGCAGGAUACAUUUCUUGGCGUCUGAAAACUGUCCAAAGAAAGAUUCGUCGUGGAUCUCCAACACCACCUAAUAGGUUGACAGACAGUUCAUCAGGUGGCCCAAAUCUCCAAAGGACUGUGAAUGUUAUACACCAGCUUGAUGGGGAUGCUUGCAAGGAGGCCAUGUCUUUGCUCAACCAUACUACAGACAACUCUGUGAUUCUCCAGAAGAUGAAGGAGACCUUUCAGCACCAUCAGAGGCUUGUUAAUGACCCAGGCAGAAGCGUUGGUAUCCUGUCCACUUUUCCAAGAUUCCUGGAUCCAAAAGGACGGGUGGAGCAAGACUUCACUCUCCUAUUCGAUGAUGACAGGUUGCUUCAGAAAUGGAAAACGUUCUUCAGGCCAAAUGUCAUAAAAGAGGGUAAGAAGCUCACAUCAACACCAGAGUUGCUUCACUUCAGUCAGCAGAAGGUCAUCAAGAAAAUCAUCAAGAUGAUUCUACAGCCUUUGAACAAGAAAUGGCAUAACUGUUGGUGUUGUUACAUCUCCUUCCACCACCAGGAGGACAAAGGUCUCCAAAAAUCAGUGCAAGUGAUGCAAGUCAGAGACUUGUAGUCUUUCAUAAGUUUCCUUAUGUCAACCGCAGUCAUGCUGCAGUCUGGAAGAGCAUCUCUGCAAUCAACAAGGUCGGCAACCAAACCUCCUCGCUGUCAGGCAUCAGAAGAGCAAGACUGACACCUUCUACAUCACCAUAGAUGAGCAUCUCAUUCCAUGCCAGGCGAGCCACUCACUUGGGGCAUUUGAUGAACUUUUCAAAGCACAUUUUGUGUUUAAUUUGUCCCAAGUUAAUAUAAAGCUGGACUUGUUAUUUGCAGUGCAGUGGAAGAAGACCUGCCUGUCUUUUGCCAAACAAGUGAUUUACUUUUGGUUGAAGAUGACAUUUUUUUUAUGGGAAACAAGUUGUUUACAGAGUGUUUUGAUAACCAUCUAUAUGCAUUCAGAGUUGUACAUGCCGAGGAGAGAUGCAUAGUGAAAAUGUCAGAUCUAAAGUUUUAUAAACCUUUUGAUAUGCAAAGGUCACACGAUGUUUCAGAUGAGAGAGUGCACAUUGUGCCUUCAUUCAAAAAUCUUUGAAGACAAAAUGAAAGUCCUUUUUGGGAAAAUGUUUUUGUGCAAUGUAAUUCUUUCUCAGAGUUUAAGUUGAACACUUUCCAGUGUAGAAAGCCUGACACUAUAGGGAGUGAAGCCAACACUAACCAGAAGGUUAAAAAUUGCAUCUCAGCAGAGUCACUUAUCCAGUCUCUAAAGUGUCAUUUUAACUCUGUUUUGAGAGUUAAAACAUGAACUCUGGCACAGUGUUAAAUAUUUUAACUAUUUCAAAAAUGUUGAUUUCACUGUAAAGAGUGUGGAGCUAUAAACCCUGAAAAAGUUUUGAAAAUGACUCUGUGGGAGUUUAUUAAACACUGGUCUUUUUUGCUGUGUAUAGAGAGACGGGAUUGCUGCUUCUCAUUCAUGACCUCUGCAUUGUGCAUCAUGUUGAAAGUGUCCAUAUCUGUCCUUGUAACAUGAAUUAUUU